Molecule: messenger RNA, 1099 nt
Organism: Elephantulus edwardii (Cape elephant shrew)
Lineage: Eukaryota; Metazoa; Chordata; Mammalia; Macroscelidea; Macroscelididae
Gene: HMBS
Product: hydroxymethylbilane synthase
Exons: 14
Coding region: 14-1099 (361 amino acids)
Biological process (GO): heme biosynthetic process
Cellular component (GO): cytoplasm
Molecular function (GO): hydroxymethylbilane synthase activity
Source: RefSeq, a predicted model, not a curated record
CUCGAGCACAGCCAUGUCUGGCCACGGUGACGCGGCUGCAACGACGAAGGACGACGGCCCAAAGAUGAGAGUGAUUCGUGUGGGUACACGCAAGAGCCAGCUGGCUCGAAUACAGACAGACACUGUGGUGACAGCGCUGAAAACCUUAUACCCUACCCUGCAGUUUGAAAUCAUUGCCAUGUCCACCACUGGGGACAAGAUUCUAGAUACUGCACUUUCAAAGAUUGGAGAGAAAAGCCUAUUUACCAAGGAGCUGGAACAUGCACUAGAGAGGAAUGAAGUGGACCUGGUUGUGCACUCUCUGAAGGACUUACCCACUGUACUUCCUCCUGGCUUCACCAUUGGAGCCAUCUGCAAACGAGAGAGCCCCUAUGAUGCUGUUGUCUUUCACCCAAAAUUUGUUGGGAAGACCCUAGAAACCUUGCCAGAGAGGAGCGUGGUGGGAACCAGCUCCCUGCGGAGAGCAGCCCAGCUGCACAGAAAGUUCCCACAUCUGGAGUUCAGGAGUAUUCGAGGAAACCUCAACACGCGGCUUCGCAAGCUGGAUGAGCAGCAGGAGUUCAGUGCUAUCAUCUUGGCUGCAGCUGGCCUGCAUCGCAUGGGUUGGCAGAACCGGGUGGGACAGAUCCUGUGUCCUGAGGACUGCAUGUAUGCAGUGGGUCAGGGGGCCCUGGGGGUCGAAGUUCGAGCCAAAGACCAGGACAUCCUGGACCUAGUGGGUGUAUUGCAUGAUCCUGAGACUUUGCUCCGCUGCAUCGCUGAACGGGCCUUCCUGAGGCACCUGGAAGGAGGUUGCAGUGUUCCAGUAGCAGUGCAUACAGCUGUGAAGGAUGGACAGCUGUACCUGACUGGGGGAGUAUGGAGUCUGGAUGGCUCAGAUAGCAUGCAAGAGACCAUGCAGGCCACUGUCCAUGUCACUGCCCAGCAUGAGGAUGGCCCUGAAGAUGACCCACAGCUGGUAGGCAUAACUGCCCGGAAUGUUCCACGAAGAGCCCAGCUGGCUGCUGAGAACCUGGGCAUUAGUCUGGCUAACUUGUUGUUGAACAAAGGAGCCAAGCACAUCCUGGAUGUUGCACGGCAGCUUAAUGAUGCCCACUAA